CUGGGGUUUACAGGUGGCUCUCGUACACAGACCUAAAGCGUGGAUUUAACGACUUCAUACAGUUUUUUUUUCCUUUGGAAAUAAGUCUUCACACUGAGACGAUUAUUGGCAAAAUUACCAAACUGGCAAUUGCCUGUAUCGUAUAAGAGUUUCUUGACUGCAGAUGUUGGGUUCUGAGUAACCCGCAUUCCUGACAGUUAUUGACAAGGCUCCAGCCGUCUGCGAUCGCCUACCAUCUCGUUGAGGGGACAACGUCGUAAAGUCAUUGACUGUAGGUGCUUAAAUAGGGGUUUUACUACUGCGCCAGGGAAUGUACGGGACAUUCCACUCUGGGUUUCCUCUGUGUGUGGUAUUACACAGACUAUCCAAGACUCUCGGCAUGGGAUUCCUUCUCCCUGGAGACUCCGUCACGAUGUACGACUUGUUCACUCCAACACGGAUGUUUAACGACCUGAACCUUUACUUUAAUUAAUUGGGGGGUUCAUUUUGGCUACAGACAAAAGGAGUCUUUGCAAACAAGUAGACAGAGCUUUGCAACGUGAUCGGAAUAUAGUGAGAUGACCAGAGGGCAAUGGAAAAGCUUUCUCUGCGAAUUGGAAAUACCAUGUGGUUGACUACGUGAUAUUCUUGUGGCUUGACCAAGAACCGUCUUCCUAAUAUUCACGUCAGCGAGGUAAGCGGUGUCAAGGUUGAUAUGAGUACCAGAAGGCUCUCCAAGUCUGACGCUGAUGUUGGAUUUAUGCUCUCACUAUAUACCGAUUAACCCAAGAGUAAGAAUUUAGCUGUUCUCUACACGGGAUAAUUAGACUACGGAUAUGUGAAUUUAGGAUGUCUGUAGUAAGUAAUUAUUGCUGGAGUGUGUUCAAGUUGUGUAAAGAAUGGGUUUCUUUUGUCUUUUGUAAAAGCGAGAAGCUUGAAUUGCUUGUGAAUUUUGAUCGCUUAGAUUGUGCUUGACGACGUUUCGAUGUUUUCCGCUCCAGGAACAGUGUAAUACCUCAAGAAAUACACUGUCUUUCAAACCGCUAUAUUUCUAAAGAAAUGCCAACGGCAUCUGGAAUUCUUGGAGGAUGGUGUUAAUUCAGUAAUUCAGCCGUUGGAAAUGGCUGGCAUUUGUUUCUUCACGGACAGUUUUCGACAUAUCCACUGAUUUGGAUUUAUUCCUGUCGGCUCUACAGACAUAAACAAUAAAGGAGCAUCAGAAAAACAAUAGUGCGGGAAAUUCGUCACAUUUUAGUGAACCACAGUUGAGAAAGGUAAACCCAUACUACUGGUUAACAUGAAAGUACUUCGCGUUUGACGUGUAAUUAGACCAAAGGAAUGUUCUAGAAUUCUACAUGGAUGAGUGGUUGUAUUGGGUGGUGAGGAAACAUUCAGUCGAGCACCGCUUCCUGAGUUCUGAAGAUCAUACCAUUAUGCAACUGAAUAGCCAAAUGGAAAUGAGAGCAACCCUUCUUGGUCUAAUUUUCAUCACCUUGAUGACUUUGGACAUGGUGCUUUGUCGUCAGUCUUGCAACAUUAGCCCGAAACUACGAGACAAGUGGUUCUUCAAAGACAGGAAGAACAAAGGUUUUAUGAGGAUUCGUGCGCAUGCAUUAAUCUACGUCAACAAAGAAAAUAAUACCAAAAUACGAUACAAGUGUUUAGAAAGGCGUGGAAACAUAUAUUUACUGAGAACCCACAGGACACCGAAAAUAAAGAAUGGAGUGUUGUGUUUAGGCUUUAGUUACCUGGGGGUGUCGCCAUACGAGGGGUACGGGAUGUUACGACUCAACUCAAACGGAGACAGUUUCAGUCUGAUCAGUCCCAAGCCCGUGAAUCGCAACACACCCAUCGAGAUUGAUACCUCUUGUGAUCUACUUUAUGGGUCUCGCAGACAAGCCUUUGCCUUCAUCAGGCGAGCAGGUAGUGGAUGCCGAUUUCCAAAAAAGCUGCGCGGAGAGUGGGACAUAACCUAUAUCCACGCCCUAAAGGCAAUUUUCACCCCAAAGACGCUGAUAUACCAUUUGGUUGACCGGUCCACACUAAGCUUGCAUUGUGAUAAACGCGAUGGAAAUUUAUUCCUACUAAGAGCCAAAAACUAUAACAACUCUACAAUGGAUGCAAUCGUAUGUUUUAAAAUCACUCCCCUAACCGGGUCGGCAUAUUACUCCUACGAAUUGUCGCGCUUGAACAGCGGCCAUGAGCUCGACAAUCAACUACGGCUGAUCCCAGCUGAUGAGACGGCCCACAUACAUCAAACGUGUAAUUGGAUUGACAGCCCCGGGAGACCAGAGUUUCUCUAUCAUUGAGUGCCAUUGACAGGAAAUGGCCAUAUGCAUGACAUAUUUCACACUGUGCGACGAUGAAGGAUGAAGUUUAAGUAUAUUGAAACAUGUAGUUAUGCAGCAAAGUUUCAAAUAUUGACCGCAACAAGGAGGUUUAAUUUGAAAGCUAAGGCAAGUUAAAGGAAAGAUAAUGUUCAUUAUUAUGAUAAGUGGAAACAAUGGAUUCCACAGUGAAAUCACGAUGGACAGGGAAAUCUUGGUUUUAUGCAGUAUGAUCUGUGGACAAAAUGGAAUGGGCUAAAAUCACUGCCUUCUCUGUACAAAGUGACGUCAGAGUGUAUACUGAGAGCAUGGAAUUUACAAGAGGCCUAUAAUAUGAUUGGAGAAAACUACCAAAGAUAGAACAAAACACAGAUAUAUCACGGCUGUACAUAUACGUUGCAAAAAGGUGUUGCACGCAAUAAAAGCACAUUAAGACACAAACCACAUCAUAACUUGAAUACGUACAUAUAUAACAAAUCAGUACCUUAUUUUUAGCAACUGUCACACAUGUAUGCAAAUCCUAAUGUAAUGUGCAUGCAAUUUUAGUGAGACAAAUGGAAAACGCAUCCGUAUAUGGGGUGGUUAUCUUUACUGGUAUACGGGAGGAAUGGUGGAUAUGGGAUGAGAUACGUCCAGGCCUCAGCACAGAAAUGGGCAUAUAAACAAUUAACAUGCUUCAUCUUAACGUAGAGGAAUAUGAAGACCAGAUACAUACACACUGUGACUCGGCUGGCGGAAAUGGAGCACCUUAACGAAGGGCGGAAACCCAGUGCAAUUACCAAGUGAGGAAACCGAUGCGGAAACCAAAAGAAUGAGUGAAGUGAAAUGGAGCCUGCAUGUGAUGACAGUACAUGCGGUUAAUUUAUUAAUUAUUAGCUUCCUGAAAUCCAUUACGAAUUGUUUGUUCUUGCCCGCGCAGUUCAGAUUAGCCGUUAAGAUAUCCCUUUUUUGGCAGUUUUUCCUAGCUUCAAUUAUUUUGAGGAAAAUUAUAAUGAAGAUACCUAUAGGCCUUAUUACGAGUGUUCCGAUGAUAAUUUAUGCAGUAUUUGUUUCAUUGUAUACCUUUGAACAAUACAUUGCUACAGGUAUAAUCGUUUUCGUUUGUAAGAAUAUCUUGAUCUAGUUCCUGAUUAAAGGUAUUUGUUUAGUUUC
Messenger RNA from Liolophura sinensis, 3458 nucleotides. RefSeq lists its product as uncharacterized. NCBI's taxonomy places the organism in Eukaryota, Metazoa, Mollusca, Polyplacophora, Chitonida, Chitonidae. Bases 1335 to 2288 code for a protein of 317 amino acids. The transcript has 7 exons. The record is from RefSeq and is a predicted model, not a curated record.